AUGCUAAACGAGGGGAUAAUCGCGAUGUGCGCCCUGUUCGGCGUAUUGUUGCGGAACGGGGCGGCUGCGCCGGAAUGUCAGCCGGGCUGGAGCCGCUACCACCGGAAUUCGGUGUGCUACCGGGUGAAUCCGAGGCGAUUGACGUGGUCGCAGGCGGAAACGGAAUGCGUGGCGUCUGGGGGUCGAUUGGCAGGCAUCGGGGAUGAGUACGAGAAUCAGUUUGUAUAUCAAGUCUCCAAAGCCGCCAACUUGUCGACGGGCACGGUAUGGCUGGGGCGCGUCGGAAAAGCCCAAAAAGGGGCAGCAUUUGAGUGGAAUGACGCGACAACAUCUCAUUUUCACGGCUUCAAAUCGCCGGAACAAUCGCCGAGCACGCAGUGUGUCACGAUGUGGCUCGAUUUGGGGAGGGCAGAUGGAUCUUGGCAGCCGUGGGAUUGCGGUUACAACGGCUACGCGUCGGUUUGCAAGCGAGCCGCUUCGAAGGCUGGGGGCCUGUCCAACAACGGGCAACCCCGAUCCCACGUUUCCACGCGCUGCUGUCUACCCUCCACGCAUUGCAGUCUCCGGUGUCCGGCUGGCGAAAAAUGCGUCCCCGACGACCUGAAUUGCCUGACCGCCCAAUGCCCAAAUGCGACCGGCUGGUGCCUGCCGAGGAGC
Molecule: messenger RNA, 657 nt
Organism: Mesorhabditis spiculigera
Lineage: Eukaryota; Metazoa; Nematoda; Chromadorea; Rhabditida; Rhabditidae
Source: the annotation of a GenBank genome assembly